Molecule: messenger RNA, 9136 nt
Organism: Betta splendens (Siamese fighting fish)
Lineage: Eukaryota; Metazoa; Chordata; Actinopteri; Anabantiformes; Osphronemidae
Gene: ehbp1l1b
Product: EH domain binding protein 1-like 1b
Exons: 30
Coding region: 323-8164 (2613 amino acids)
Biological process (GO): actin cytoskeleton organization
Cellular component (GO): filamentous actin; microtubule organizing center
Molecular function (GO): protein binding
Source: RefSeq, a predicted model, not a curated record
AGAGAGAGAGAGAGAGAGAGAGAGAGAGAGCGCUUGUUGGUCGCUUUGGCGUCGCACCAGCUGUUUAUAGCCGGAGUGACAGCGCGCAUUGCCAUUAAUUUAUCAAAGUCAUGCUCAUGUCCGCUUCGCUUCUCUCUCUUUCUGACACUCGUUCAACUUUGUGCCAACGAGCGCCAGGUCGCAGCUCGUGGGAGCUUCAGCAGCGGAGGAGGAGGAAGAGGAGCACCUUUUAAGGAACGAGCGGACGCGGCGGGGUCGUUGUCGCGCGCGAGAAGCGCUCGAUUUUGCCUUUUUGUCGCGCGUCGUUCCACCGGUGGAAGUUAUGACUUCGGUCUGGAAGAGGCUGCAGCGAGUUGGUAAAAAGGCUUCAAAGUUUCAGUUCAUUGCUUCGUACCAGGAACUGGUUUUGGAGUGCACCAAGAAAUGGCAACCAGACAAGCUGAGGGUGGUGUGGACCAGGCGGAACCGGCGCAUGUGCUCCAAGCUCCACAGCUGGCAGCCUGGGAUCAAGAACCCGUACAGAGGGAUGGUGGUGUGGCCCGUCCCAGAGAACAUCGACAUCUCGGUCACACUCUUCAAGGAGCCCAAUGCUGAGGAGUUUGAGGAUAAGGAGUGGACCUUCGUCCUGGAGGGUGAGAACAAGGGGCACCGCAAGGUUCUGGCGUCAGCCGACAUCAACCUGAGGCGUUUCGCCAGCCCGACGCCGACCCAAACGGACCUGACGCUGACGCUGAAGCCGCUGUCCGUCAAAGUGGUGGAGGCGGCGCUGAAGCUGUCGCUGUCCUGCGUCUUCAUCCGCGAGGGCAGAGCCACGGACGAGGACAUGCAGAGUCUGGCCAGUCUGAUGAGCGUCAAACCCACGGACAUCGGCAACAUGGACGACUUCAACGAGAGCGACGAGGAGGAGGACAAGAAGUCGCUCACUGCUACAAUAGUUCCACGCACUCUGACCCGACCGAACCGACCCGCUCCCCCUCCUCCUGACAAGCAGAACCCCACUGGGCCCUCCUUUCUAGGUCCAGCAUCCUCUUCAUCCUUUCUUCUCCUUCCCGUCUGUCUGCUUCCGUCCAUCAACUCACCAGCCUGUGGACCCGACGCCGGUCCUCCCGGUUCUGCCGUCCACUCCCGCCCUCCUUUGCCCACGGCGCCCCGCCCGUCUCCCCGUCGCUCCCGACACGCCUUCUCCUCGCCCCUCGUCCAAUCAGACGCCCCGCCUCCUCCCGGCCCCUCCCCUCAGCCCUCACCCAGGUCAAAGCAUAGAAAACUAACCUCUGAGCCUCCUGCUUCCUCCGACCCACAGUCCAAUCCUCCGAGCGUCCAGGUGCCGGCGCCGACGCUUUCAGUCCACGGUGCCUCCGUGACCCCGCCUCCCACUGCCGUCUCUACUGGUCCCCCACCACCCGUAACCAACCCUCCAUACACAAUCAUUACACCAUCAUCAUCAUCAUCUGCCACAGCUCCCCAGAAGUCUUCUCUCACCCCUCUGACCCAUAAGCCCAUCUCCACCGCACCUCCACCUACUCUCCCUAAAACCUUCCCUCACCCAAAGCCCUCGCUGUCCUCACAGCCCCCAUGCACUCACCCUCCUCUCACCCGGACCCCUUCUCAGCCUCCGUCUCUGCCCAGAAUCUUCCAGACAGGUUCAAUGAAAGUUCCUGUUUCAUAUCAGCGUGUCCCCCAGGAGGUUCAACCAGCAGAUGCUACUUCAGCCGCUGUUCGUUCCCACAUCUUCAGACCUCAGAUUGUGAAGUCUAUCGCUCGCCCCUCUUCUCCCUCACCGUUUUCUGCUGACGUCCCUCCUCCGGCUUCAGCUCUGUCGUCCCCCACAUCUCACCCCAUGUCAGAGUCAGGUGCUCAGGGUGCAUGGUCGAUAUCUGACGUCGCCCCCGUCCCCCUGUUGAGCAGUCCCGACCUCGACGCUCUCUGCGACCCAGUGGCUCCAGCGCUUUCUGCCUCCCUCUCUCGCUCCUCCUGCUCCUCUCCUCCUUCCACCACUGUUUUAGCCUCUUCUCUUCAGCCUCAGCUUCCUGUGUCUCCUUCUGCUCCUGCUCAGAGCAGCUCCUGCUCAGUGGUUCCCGUCACCCAAGCAGAGAAGGAAACAACUCCUCAAAGCCGAGGGAGCGAAGCGUCCAACGUCAAAGCAUUCAAAGCGGCCCAGGACUCAAAGGUGUCCGUCACAGAGAACAAAGCUGAAUCAGCGCGGAUCAGUCCUGCCCCGUCCCGCUCUGAGCUGAUCGUAGCUCCACCGCCUCCGUGGCCCUUCUCCUGCUGUGAGAGCUCCACCCCUCAGCAGCCCUCCACCAAUGUCGUAGCAGCUUUUAUCACCGCUAAACAGCCAAGCGUUCAGGGGGAGAAUUAUCCAAAAGAAAACAUUAAUAAGAUGCAAGGCAUUGGUAGCACUAAGACCGAAUCAGCCCCACUGGCAAAGCCUGAGGCUGAGCCUGAGUUUGAUGACAUCAUCUUUGAGUCAUUGAACCAGAGACAGGAAUCAGGGGGGAUGUUUCUGGCAGAGGAUGACCGUAAGCAGGGUACUAUCAAAAGGUGUCCCCCGGGUCUUGAACAAAGGUCCAUUGAAAAGGCCCCGGGUGAAAAGCCAAUGGUGACAGAGCAGGUAGAUGGAGCAGCAGCAGCAAAGAAGGAGGAGAUGAUGAAAGCCGAGUGGGAGAAACAGAGGAAGGAGGUGGAAAAGAGGAGGACGGAAGAAGAACAAAAAGCAAUGCUGCUAAAGCAGGAGGAGGAGGAGAAGAGAGAACAUGAGGAGAAGAAGAAAAGACUGUUGGAGGAGGAGAAGAAGAGGCUUCUACAAGAGGAGAAGGCAUUCAAAAAAGACAAGGAAAGGAGGAAGCAAGAGGAGGAGAGACUCCUGAUGGAGAAAGAGGAGAAGAGGAAGAAAAAGCAGGAGGAGGAGAUGAGACUUGAAAGAGAAAAAAAUAUGGAAGAGAGGAGAGUGCUUGAGGAGCAGAUAAAAAGGAGGGCAGAGGAGGAUGAGAGAAGGAAGAUGGAAGACAAACGCCUGAAAGACGAGCAACAGAAGACUAAAGAGGAGGAAGAAAGGAGGAAGAGGGAGGAGAUGGAGAUAAGACGUUUGCAGGAGGAGAGAAAUAAAAAGGAGGCAGAGGAGAGGAAGAACAGGGAGGAAGAGGAGAGGAGGAAGGAGGAAGAGAAAAAGGAAAAGGUGGCAGAGAAGGAGAGGAAGAGGAGGGAGGAGGAGGCGAAAAGAAUCAAAGAGGCAGAGGAGAGAAAGAGGGAAGCGGAAGAAAAGGAGAGACUCAUGAAAGAGGAGACGCAGAGGGAGGAAAAAAGACAAAUAGAGUGGAAGAAAAAAGAGGAAGAAAGACAGAAAAGAGAGGAGGAGAAAAAAGCCGUAGAGGAGGAAGAGAAGAGAAAGGAGAAACUCUUAAAGGAGCAGAGAAGACUAGAGGAGGAGGAGGUGAUGAAGAAAAGGGAACAGGAGGAAAAUAGACUGAAAGAGGAGCAAGAGAAAGCAGAGAGGAGAAUGAGGGAGGAAGAAAACAAGCGAAAAGAAGACGAAAGGAAAAGGACGCUCCACCAGGAGAAAGAAAAGAUGGAAGAGACUAAGAAAAUAGAGGAGGAGGCCAAGAGGAGGAAGGAGGCGAACAAGUCGGAUGAGGACAAGCAGAAGAUGAAAACCCAGGGUUCAUAUAGGUCUUCUUCUUUGCUAGUUUCUCAUCUAAACGCUCACAAAGAUCCCUCCAGUGUUGCGCCUACUGUUCAUCAGCUCCCUCCUCUGGACAAACCGGGUACUACAUCACAAACUCUCAGCCAGAACCAACCGAGACGCGAGUCUGGCCCUGUGUCCAGUGAGCGUUCCUCUGUCGCAACAGAAGGUUCAUUGUCAAAAAUAGUCCCAGAAAAGAAAAUGUGUUCGGCAUGUGCUCCACCUGACAUCCAUUCAGGCCCCACUGUUAAAGCGAGCACAGCUGAGGUGUCGACCGUAGCGCCGCCUCCUCAGGAGCUGUGUGACGCAGAGACUCCUCUAUGGGAAGCGCUAGAAGGGAGAAGUGGGCAAAGUAAACUUGAGAGCAUCUCUGCUUUCAAGGGUGCAAAACCUUUGUGCAGAGGAGAAGAUGAACGUCAGCUGAUCAAAGACUCUAAUUCGCACCCUUCUGCACCGUUGGGUAAAGAGGAGCCAAAGAGACCCAGCAUUGAACCAGCAACCUCACUCAAGGUUUCCUCCAAACCAACAGCCGAGCGAACCACUCUGACGCUGGAGCCGCUGCUGCCUUCGAAACCAGAACCAGCGCGGAGGCCGGAACCACAACAGGAGGGAGCGGAUCAGGCGAAGCCCGCCGGUGUCGUAGACGGAGGUUUGGGGAGUGUCAUCGACAACAAGGGGCCCGUGUGUGAGAGUGAGAAGCAGCUGUGGGCGGCCGUGGAGGAGACCACAGCGGAGGCGGGAGUGGGAAGAGGGCCGGGACGUAACCAGGUCACUGGAGAGGGAGAGGAGGCGGGUGUGACGGGGGGCUGUGACACAGAGGCCUCCAUCCUGCACACAGCUGGAUGCCCUGAUGCAGCUCAUCCACACCCACCGCCAGCAGGACACCUUCUAACGCAUGAAGAGCCACACAAAGUAGAGGCAGAGACUCUGGAUCCCUGCGAGGAUCCACUGAUCACUGUGGAUAUUUCACCACCCUCAGCUUUUUCUGACACAACGGCCAGUCUGACGAUUACUGAAGAGAAGGACUCAAACACUGGUUUAGCUCAGAAAUAUGAGGUCUCGCCUUCGGAUGAGACUUGUGGCCUAAGUCUGGUGGCGAGUCUGAGACGGGCAGCCAUUGAACAGGAGAGAGAGAGGGAGCAGGAGAGGGAGAGAAGGGAGCAGGACAUGAUAGAAAGCCUGAAGAAGGAGAAGGAAGCCAAGGAGAGGAUGGAGAGAGAAGAAAGAGAGAGGAAAGAGAAGGAGAGAGUGGAGAAGGAAAAGGAGCAAAGAGAGAGGUUGAAACGAGAGAGAGAGGAGAGAGAGAGGAAAGAAAGAGAGGAAAGGGAGAAGAGAGAGAAGGAGAGAUUGGAGAAGGAAAAAGAGGAGAGAGAAAGGUUGAAAAUAGAGAAAGAAGAGAGAGAGAGGAAAAAAAGAGAGGAAAGGGAGAAGACAGAGAAGGAGAGAUUGGAAAAGGAGGAGAGAGAGAGAUUGAAAAGGGAGAGGGAGGCGAAAGAAAAGGAGAGAGUGGAGAAGGAAAAGGAGGAAAGAGAGAGAUUGAAAAGAGAGAGAGAGGAGAAAGAGAGGAAAGAAAGAGAGGAAAGGGACAAGAGAGAGAAGGAGAGAUUGGAGAAGGAGGAAAGAGAGAGGUUGAAAAGGGAGAGGGAGGCGAAAGAAAAGGAGAGAGUGGAGAAGGAAAGGGAGGAAAGAGAGAGAUUGAAAAGAGAGAGGGAGGCGAGGGAGAGAAAAGAGUUGGAGAGAUUGGAAAAGAAGGAAAGAGAGAGGUUGAAACGAGAGAGAGAGGAGAGAGAGAGGAAAGAAAGAGAGGAAAGGGACAAGAGAGAGAAGGAGAGAUUGGAGAAGGAGGAAAGAGAGAGGUUGAAAAGGGAGAGGGAGGUGAGGGAGAGAAAAGAGAGAGAGGAACGAGAGAGAAAAGAGUUGGAGAGAUUUGAGAGGGAAAAGGAGGAGAGAGAGAAGCUGAAAAGGGAGAGGGAGGCGAGGGAGAAGAAGGAGAGGGAAGAAAGGGAGGCGAAAGAGAGGGAGAGAGUAGAAAAGGAAAAGGAGGAGAGAGAGAGGCUACAAAAGGAGGAGAGGGAGGCGAAAGAGAGAGAGAGGCUGAAAAAGGAGGGGGAGGAGAGGGAGAGAAAAGAGAGAGAGGAACGAAAAAGAAAAGAGUUGGCGAGAUUAGAGAAGGAAAAGGAGGAGAUGGAAUUGGAGAAGAACCAAAAAAGACAAAAACCACAACAAAGGCAGGAAAUGGUUUUGGUCGGAGGCAACUGGGCUCCACUGACAGAGGCCGACCUGGAGGAGAUCGCGUACGAUGAAAGGUCACAGGUCACAGCAGAGAAACCAGAAAGCAGAUCCAUGGACACGGUGCCUACAGCUGAAGCCAGUUUGCUUCAGACGAGAACAGUUGGUUCAACAAAUAAACCAGACGUGACUUCACGCAAAGAUGAUGAUGCUGGAAAGUCCGACUCCGGUUUGAAGUCAAUGAACACAGGGAAGUCGCACGUUAAAUGUCUGAGAGACGAGGGGGAGGAGGAGGAGGAGGAGGUGGAGUAUGAGACGGGACACGAGGACCUGGGCUCCAUCUGGCUGGCUGAGCUGUACAUGGAGGGGCCCACAGGAGCAGGCCACACAGCCCCUGCUGCAGCCCCGACGCCCUCGUUACUUCCCUUCAGUAAACAGGCCAAUUACCAGGGCUGCGCUCCCAGUCGGCCAAAUAAACCAGAACCGCCUGACCUCCAAACCAGUCUGUCCCACCGUCCGCAUCCCAGCCUUCCUUCAGUGUCUGAGCCACAGGAAGGAGUCGGUCUGACGACGGGCGAAGAGCAUGAGCAGGACAAAGAUGUGGCGAAACCGAACCACAUCCCGGAGACCAAAGAAGAAGAGAGUCUGGAAAUGAGGGGUGAUGAUGUCACAGGGAGCGACGUUCCCACCCCGGAUCACAACGCUUCCCCCAAAGAUCAGCAGCUCCUCGAGGAGGAGAGGUUCCUGCUGGCGAAGAUCCACCUGAUGACCGGCGACGCGUCGCCGACCUCCCGCCCCCGCGGCGCGAAGCGGCUCCUGCCCGUCGCAGAGGUCAAAGGUCAAUCAGAAUCUCCCGGCUUCGACUCCCUGCAGGAGGUUCCGUCGGGGGACGAGGACGCGCCUGAAGCUCCACAGGCCGACGUUCCAGACGGCGCCGGGAAGAAACCUGCCGCUCCGCAUCAGUGCGACGUGAGCGCGUCCCGACUGCCGACGCUACCAGAAGAAGAACCCUGUGACGUCAAGACUCGGGACGCAGCACCUGGAGACAGGGAGGAGGUCGACGGCAAAGACGACAGAGCUGAGGACCUGGUGAACUCCAGCCAGUCGCUGCUCCAGUGGUGCCAGGGCAUCACCGGCGGCUACCGAGGGGUCAAGGUCACCAACUUCAGCACGUCCUGGAGGAACGGCUUGGCGUUCUGCGCCAUCCUGCAUCACUUCCACCCAGACAAAAUUGAUUUUGACCAGUUAUACGCUCACGACAUCAAGCUCAACAACAAAAAGGCCUUCGACGGCUUCGAGGCCCUGGGCAUCUCUCGCCUGCUGGAACCCUCCGACAUGGUGCUGCUGUCCAUCCCCGACAGGCUCAUCGUCAUGACCUACCUCAGCCAGAUCCGCACGCACUUCACCGACCAGGAGCUGAGCGUGCUGCAGAUAGAGCACAACAGCAGCCAGUCCAGCUACGGCCCGGCGCCGUCCGGCCCGGCGCCCACCGACGUGGACGCCGCCGCCUUCUGCAUGGCCCGGCUCAACGAGGGAGUGAGUCUGGAGGACGGAGGCAGCAGCACUUUGGUGGUGCCGCCGCCGAGGGCCAAGCGGCUGCUCAAAGUGGACGAAUCGAUAAACCCGCUCCCACCUCCGAGGUCCAUUACCAAGACAGUAAAACCUGGACUCACGCAGGAAGAAACAGAAAACACUAAUAAUACAGGGCUGCAGACGGCAGCUGAGACUCAGACUCACAGGCCAGAGGCUGAAACGAUGUGUCUGCAGGACACCAGCCAGUAUGUUCUGAGUGAGCUGGCGGCGCUGGAGACGGAGCAGAAGCACAUCGACAGCCGAGCGGCUGUAGUAGAGCGGCGGCUCCGGAGCCUCAUGGAAACAGGAAGCGACCGCGAUGAAGAGGAGAGACUGAUCCAGGAGUGGUUCACGCUGGUGAACAAGAAGAACGCUCUGAUUCGCCGACAAGACCACCUGGAGCUGCUGCAAGAGGAGCAGGAUCUGGAGAGGAGAUUUGAGCUCCUGACCAGAGAACUACGGGUCAUGAUGGCUAUAGAAGACUGGCGGAAGACGUCCGCUCAGCAGCAGCGAGAGCAGCUGCUCCUUCAGGAGCUGGUGUCUUUGGUCAACCAGCGCGACGAAAUCAUCCGAGACAUAGACGCCAAGGAGAGAGGGGCUCUGGAGGAGGAUGAGCGUCUGGAGCGUGGUCUGGAGAUGAGGCGGAGAAAGUACAGCAACAAAGACAAAUGUGUGCUACAGUGAGAAGAGAGGACGAGCACAACAGCCUUUACUGGAGAGCACAGGACGUCCUGAGAGAUAUUUUUGUAAUAUUUUCGUAAUUUGUGUGCACAAGAUUUCCUGUGUUUGCCUGAUAUUAUCUUCGAGGGCUAUUGAGGCUGCAGAGUUUUCCUAUUUGUUUUGCUUUUAAGUGCCUAUUUCUGGAGAACAGCCAUAUUUGGCACUGCAAAGUGUGUGUUUUCGACAAUGUUUGUUUUAAAAAGAAUAUUUGUUCAGCUCCACAUGUGAUUAUAAUCACUUCGACCUGACAUGAUAGUAUUACUUUGAUUGUUGGUGCCUGUUUUUAUUUAUUUACAUGAUGUGCCAGACUGCUGUACAGUACAGCUGUUGCUCCCAUGGUGAUUUGUUUGUCAGUCUGUAUAUUCUCUUGUUAGAUUGUAUUUGAACAGUGUGUUCCUGUGGUUACAGGGGAAGUAUGCGUCUCCCUUGUCAUGUCAGAAGCUCCCUAAUACACAGCCAUUGUGUGCUGGUGAUACAUUCUUAGAGUAAUUCUGCAUGUUCACACUGAAAAACUAAAGUACGAAAGGGAAAACCUUUAAGACAUUUUGGAUAUUGCACAUGAUCAGUCGUGAGCUGGACUCAAGCUGGGUGCAUGUUGCCAUGUGCCAGAUGACUCCCUAACAUCGACCACCAAAGCAAAGAAUGUGCCACCUGCGUCCUACACUGCAGCUGAAGGUGUGGAUUUGACUCUGUGCCUCACGUCCCUGUUUGUGACGAACCUGCUUUAUCUGCAGAAAUGAUCCUGUUUCCUCAUUUCUGUGUUGUUCGACUACUUUGUGCAUGUUUUUGCUGUGCACUGAUCCAUUGGUACUUUUCAUUACUGCUGUAUGUCUAUCACACACUGUGCACCUGAUGUUUAUUUAUAACAAGACAAUAUUGGUGAAACAUGCUGUUAAAUUUGAUAGAGAGAUAAAUAAAUAUUGGUUUGUGCUUCCA